Salvia hispanica is the source of this 923-nucleotide messenger RNA. RefSeq names its product transcription factor bHLH162-like. Gene Ontology annotation, cellular component: RNA polymerase II transcription regulator complex. NCBI's taxonomy places the organism in Eukaryota, Viridiplantae, Streptophyta, Magnoliopsida, Lamiales, Lamiaceae. The record is from RefSeq and is a predicted model, not a curated record. Gene Ontology annotation, molecular function: protein dimerization activity; RNA polymerase II transcription regulatory region sequence-specific DNA binding; DNA-binding transcription factor activity, RNA polymerase II-specific. Gene Ontology annotation, biological process: regulation of transcription by RNA polymerase II.
UUUCUCCAUUCUCAUAACCAACUCAUUUCCUUGUUUAUUGGACUUCCAUUUUCAUCCAAGAUUCGAAAUGAAGCGGAGCGAGACGAGUUCCAAGAGCAAACUUGAGAGAAAAACCAUCGAAAAGAAUCGAAGGAUUCGAAUGAAAGCCCUCGGUUUGAAGCUUGCUUCCACCAUUCCAGAUCGUCAUCUCACCCAACCAAAAGAAUUCUUGUCACAACUAGAUCAGAUAGAUGAAGCAGCUGCUUACAUCAAGAUAUUGAGAGAGAGAAUUGAAGCACUUAAUGGAAGAAAGGCACAGCUCAUGAAUUCUGUGAACAUUGCCAAAGCUGCUGGCGAAUCGGAGACGUUGCCAAUUCUGACUGUGAAAGAGUUAGGGUUUGGUGUGGAGGUGAUGCUGAUUAGUGGACUAAACAAGAAUUUUAUGCUAGGUCAAUUGAUUAGCAUAAUUGAACAAGAAGCUGCUGAAGUUGUCACUGUUAACAUCUCUCGUGUUGGCGACAACAUUGUCCACACUCUUCAUGCUCAGGUUAAGAUUUCUAGGGUUGGCGUGGACACUUUAAACAUAAGUAACAGGAUCCACGAGAUGAUUUCAACGAGCUCGUUAUAUUUCUUGUAGGAAAGGAAGAUUGGGAAUCGAAGAAGCCUGGCCCUAUAUUUUCCAUCUUGCAAAUAAAGUUUGGCAUGUGUCGAUUAAAUUGUUUCUAGGGUUAAAGUCAGAGGAUGCAGAAAUAUCAAUCUCUUCGAGCUUCCUCUUUUAAUUACUUAAUUAUACUAGUAAUAUUUCCAAAUAUUCAUAACAGCUUGUUAUAUAUCCGUAUUGUAUAAUAAGUAGUAGUACCAUUUUGUUUCCUUUUUCGUUCUUGUAAUAUUUAUAAUUACAAAUUAAAGUGAUAAUUUGGCUCGGAGGUUGUUGCUUUGGAUAA